UGGUUUAACUACCGCUGAAGAAUUUAGCAAUUCCGAAAACCAGUUAAGGCAACAAGAAUGGUUAAAAAAAGUGGGCUUAACUGAUGAAGAAAUACUUUUAUUUAAUGGCAAUAAGCCUGGUUUGUCCGACUGUCAUUGUAAAAUAGAAUCAAGUGUGUUAAAAUCUAAACUUGAAUGCAUUAAAAAUAAAAUCUAUAAAUUCCAAGAUGAUACUGGGAGUUCAGAACAAAGUGAUGAGAGCAUUACCCAUAACAGUCAAUUAGGGGAAAGUAAUAGGUCUAUUACAUUUUAUCCUGAAGGACAUCCUAUGCAUAACAUAAAAGAGCUAGAAGAAAAUUUAUUUGGACAUUUAAAAGAUGAUCGUCUAUCAAUAACAAAGCGAAGAAAAAUAUUGAGGCGUUUAGAGAGGAAGAAGGAGAGAAUAUUGGCAAAUGCUUUUCCAAUACCUAGUACAAUUGAUCUAGAUAGCCAACCUACAGUAAACAGAAGUGGAAGUCUAUGGGAUGUGAGGGUAAUGCCUCCUAAAACUACAGAAACGCAAACACCUUUGCAUAAAUAUAGGAAAAAUGUCUGUCUGAUAGGUCCUAAAAAACAAACAAUGUAUACUAUUAAAGACAAUAAGAUAGUAAGAUUGGAACCUUUGAAUGAUCAAGGUGAGGUUAAAACUGUGGACAUUGUAAUGCCAGUUAAUUCAGCAGAAGCACAAUUAUUGGAGGGAACUAAAAUGUCUUUAGAUAAUAUCAAGAAAAUUGACAGAUUCAGAGAUUAUGACCCAGGGAUUCCUUCAAAGGUAUUAAUUUUUUUUUCUAUUUUAUUUUGUACAUUUUUUUUUUUUCUAUUUAUUUGGGUAAAACAAACAGUGGCAAAAUAAAAUAUGUUAUACACAAACAUUACU
Molecule: messenger RNA, 895 nt
Organism: Diatraea saccharalis (sugarcane borer)
Lineage: Eukaryota; Metazoa; Arthropoda; Insecta; Lepidoptera; Crambidae
Source: the annotation of a GenBank genome assembly